CGCAGCUCCCAAGCACACAAGGAUGAGGGGGGAGAAUGUCACCAAGGUCAGCGCCUUCAUCCUGCUGGGCUUCCCCACGGCCCCCGCACUGCAGUACCUGCUCUUCCUCCUCUUCCUGCUCAUCUACCUCUGUGUCCUGGUGGAGAACCUGGCCAUCAUCCUCACCGUCUGGGGCAGCACCCCUCUGCACAGGCCCAUGUACUACUUCCUGGGCUCCCUGUCAUCCCUGGAGAUCUGGUACGUGUGCGACAUCAUCCCCAAGAUGCUGGACGGCUUCCUCCUCCAGCGGAAGCGCAUCUCCUUCAUCGGGUGCAUGACGCAGCUCUACUUCUUCAGCUCCCUGGUGUGCACCGAGUGCGUGCUCCUGGCCUGCAUGGCCUACGACCGCUACGUGGCCAUCUGCCACCCGCUGCGCUACCAGGUCAUCGUGACCACGGGGCUGUGCUUGCAGCUGGUGGGCUUCUCCUUCCUGAGCGGCUUCACCAUCUCCGUGAUCAAGGUCUACUUUAUCUCCAGCGCCACGUUCUGUGGCUCCAACGUCUUGAACCACUUCUUCUGUGACAUCUCCCCCAUCCUCAAGCUGGCCUGCACGGACUUCUCCACUGCAGAGCUGGUGGACUUCAUCCUGGCCUUCCUCAUCCUGGUGUUCCCGCUCCUGGCCACCGUGCUGUCCUAUGGGCACAUCACCCUGGCCGUCCUGCGCAUCCCCUCGGCCACCGGCCGCUGGAAAGCCUUCUCCACCUGCGCCUCCCACCUCACUGUGGUCACUAUCUUCUACAUGGCCAUGAUCUUCAUGUACGUCCGGCCCCAGGCCAUCGAUUCGAGGAGCUCCAACAAGCUCAUCUCUGCUGUGUACACGGUCCUCACGCCAAUGGUGAACCCCCUGAUCUACUGCCUGAGGAACAAAGAAUUCAAGGAUGCCUUGAAAAAGGUCUUUGGCUUGGGUUCAGCUCCACAGUAAAACAAUUAA
Messenger RNA from Tupaia belangeri chinensis (Chinese tree shrew), 970 nucleotides. Its product is annotated as olfactory receptor 6B2. The transcript has a single exon. Bases 23 to 961 code for a protein of 312 amino acids. Gene Ontology annotation, cellular component: membrane. Gene Ontology annotation, biological process: G protein-coupled receptor signaling pathway. Lineage: Eukaryota; Metazoa; Chordata; Mammalia; Scandentia; Tupaiidae. The record is from RefSeq and is a predicted model, not a curated record. Gene Ontology annotation, molecular function: olfactory receptor activity; G protein-coupled receptor activity.